Molecule: messenger RNA, 5391 nt
Organism: Caenorhabditis remanei
Lineage: Eukaryota; Metazoa; Nematoda; Chromadorea; Rhabditida; Rhabditidae
Exons: 27
Coding region: 1-5391 (1796 amino acids)
Biological process (GO): transmembrane transport; monoatomic ion transport
Cellular component (GO): membrane
Molecular function (GO): monoatomic cation channel activity
Source: RefSeq, a predicted model, not a curated record
AUGUUGGCCCGGAAGAACUCAUCGUCACGUGGAGCACCGGGUUCAGCGGCUCCGUUCGGAGCUCGUGAGAGCAUUGCCGCCAUAUCAGACAUGCUUAGCACACAACAUAAGAAGCCAGUCAGGAGUAGUUACGUAGAAAGUGAUCGUGUGGAGUGGGCCCUCAAAAUAGCAUGUACAAUAUCAAUGAUAACGGUCUGUCUGCAUACUCCACGAACAAUUGAAUUGUUUCCACCGUUAACAUAUAUCAUUCUGGCAGCCGACUUCAUUUCAGUAUCAGUUUUUAUGUUGGAUUCAGUGUUACGAAUUCAUUAUGAAGGCAUUUUUCGAUGCGAUUCCUCAUAUUUAUCAAAUCGCUGGUCCCAAUUCUCAGUCUUCAUUUCAAUCAUUCACUUACUCUCGUUUCUUCUUCAUUGUUAUCAACUUAUUGACAAAUUUUUUCCAUUUCUUCAUCUAAAUUACCGUGUUUGGUACGGUGUCAUUCGGUCGAUUCGGCCAUUCAUAAUAAUCAGAUUAAUACCACUUAUAGUCAAAUUCAAGUUACCGAAAAAUAGGAUUGAACAGUUGUUAAAACGUUCAUCUCAACAAGUGAAGAAUGUCACAUUGUUUUUUGUGUUUUUUAUGACAUUAUAUGCAAUAUUUGGAAUUCAAUUAUUUGGAAGAAUGGACUAUCAUUGUGUUCAGCCAAAAACCGACCCUAACAACGUCACAAUAAUGGACCUUGCCAUACCCGAUACAAUGUGUGCUCCUGAAGGAAUUGGAGGAUAUGAAUGCCCAAAUCCAAUGGUUUGUAUGCAACUAAAUCUGAAUGCAAAGGGAGAAGGAUUCUAUGGAAUGUUCAAUGACUUCGGAGCAAGUGUCUUCACAGUUUAUCUGGCUGCUUCUGAAGAAGGAUGGGUCUACGUACUCUACGAUUGCAUGGAUUCACUUCCUUCCUAUCUAGCAUUUCUCUAUUUUUGUACUCUCAUUUUCUUCUUGGCCUGGCUUGUGAAGAACGUCUUCAUUGCUGUGAUCACUGAAACAUUCGCGGAGAUUCGAGUGCAGUUUAGUGAAAUGUGGCAGAAGAAAGAGGUGACGUUGGAUGAAGGAUUUCGGAAGAAGUUAGAGAAAACUGAUGAUGGAUGGAGAUUGAUUCGAUUAGAUGGAGAAGUUGAAGCAGAAGGACCAAAACAGAAGUUGCAAUGGAUGCUGCGAAGUAUGUAUUUUCAAUGUUUUGUAAUCAUCUUCGUCGUCCUCAACGCAAUCGGAAAUGCUAUGUUUGUCUACCGUCACGAUGAAACAGACAUCCCACGGAAACACAAUUUCUACCUGUUCGAAGUUGGAUUCACAAUUCUCUUCAACGUGGAAUGCAUCAUCAAAAUUCUUUGCUAUGGAUUUCGAAACUUUAUUCGUCGAGGAAUAUUCAAAUUCGAGUUGAUUCUUUGCAUCGGAAGCUCGUUGAAUUGCGUGAAAUUCUUCUACGAACGGAAUUAUUUCACUUAUUUUCAAACGUUUCGAUUACUGAGACUGAUCAAGGCCUCCCCGAUUCUUGAAGAUUUCGUAUGGAAAAUCUUCAGUCCAGGGAAGAAAUUGGGAGGACUUGUGAUAUUCACAAUUGCAUUUAUCUGUUGUUGCUCUGCAAUUUCUCUUCAACUUUUCUACUCCGUCCCCAAUCUUCAUCAUUUUCGAACUUUUCCACAAGCGUUCAUGUCAAUGUUCCAAAUCAUAACACAGGAAGGUUGGACCGAUUUCGUUGUGGAAGUUCUUCGAGCAACAGAUGACAAUCUGGUUCCCUUUGUGGCACUUUAUUUUGUCGCAUAUCAUCUCUUUGUUACUUUGAUCGUGCUCUCCUUAUUCGUCGCUGUAAUUCUCGAUAACUUGGAUAUGGAUGAACAACUCAAAAAAGUGAAACAACUGAAAGCACGAGAAGCGACAACUUCGAUGAGAUCUACUCUUCCUUGGAGACUUCGAGUCUUCGAGAAAUUUCCAACGAGACCUCAGAUGGCUGUGAUGAGAAAAGCAGACAGCGAUUUUCCUAUGCCAAAGGUUCGUGGAAGUUUCACACAUCAAUUCGCAGUGGAUCAUAGUUUGGAGACAACUGAUGUCAUGGAGACUGACUUCGAAUUCCCAAAACGACUGAUGAGAUCAGCUGGUAACAGGAAAAUCUCGAAACACGGUUUGACAUUUCGUCAGAUUGGAUCAACAUCUCUUCGAUGCAGUCUCAAUAAUCUCCUUGAAAAAUCUCGAUCAAUGACUGGAAAGUUUCUGCAAACAGCUGUGAGAAACAAGCAGUUCAAUAUGUAUAGUGAGAAUGGAGACCUCUCAAGGCCCUCAGAUUCUGCACCGAAAAAGAAUGCGAAGCAAGGAGAAAUUGAUAUUCGAGCACUGCAACAGAAGAGACAGUUGGCAGAGAUUACAAGAAAUCGAAUCGAAGAAGACAUGAGAGAAAACCAUCCGUUCUUCGACCGCCCACUUUUUCUCGUCGGUCGAGCUUCACAACUUCGUGAAUUCUGCAAAAAACUAGUCCAUUCAAAGUAUGACAGUCAAGAUGAUGGAAUAAAUGGAGGUGGAAAAACAAAAAAGAGAUUCAAAGAGAUUCGUGCUCUCAUCGGAAUCAUGCCGUAUAUUGAUUGGGCGAUGGCUACAGUAACCAUCCUCUCGUGUAUCUCGAUGCUUUUCGAGAGUCCUUGGCCGACGACUGGAGAGAAUUUAGUGAUGAAUAAUGCGUAUUUGCAGAUCAUGGAUUACUUCUUCGUUCUUGCAAUGACUUUCGAACUCUGUGUCAAAAUUAUUGCCAACGGACUAUUCUUUACUCCAAAAGCAGUUGUUCGAGAUGUCGGAGGAGUUAUGAAUCUUUUCAUUUAUUUUACAUCCGUAAUCUUUCUUGCCUGGAUGCCGAAACAUGUGGAGAUAAACAGUUUAGCCCAGUUUCUUAUGAUUUGCAGAGCGAUGAGGCCGUUGAGAAUCUACACCCUGGUCCCCCACAUUCGUCGAGUCGUUCUUGAAUUCUUUCGUGGAUUCAAAGAAAUUGUUUUGGUGACAAUAUUGAUGAUAGUUGUUAUGUUUAUUUUUGCAAGUUUUGGAGUUCAAAUUGUUGGUGGAAAGUUGGCGGCGUGUAAUGAUCCGACUAUUUCUUCGAGGGACAACUGCACCGGCGUCUUCUGGCAGAAAUUAUUUGUCACACGGCUAGAAGUUUAUGGGAAAGAUACGGAAGCCAUGCAUCCCAAAAUCAUGGUUCCCCGAGUGUGGACGAAUCCUCGAAACUUUAAUUUCGAUCAUGUUGGCAACGCAAUGCUUGCAUUAUUCGAGACUCUCAGCUUCAAAGGAUGGAAUGUGAUUCGAGAUAUUCUAUGGAAUCGACAUGGACCCUGGGCUGUCGUCUUCAUUCAUAUCUAUGUAUUCAUUGGAUGUAUGAUUGGAUUGACUCUGUUUGUCGGAGUGGUCAUUGCCAACUACACUCAGAACAGAGGAACAGCUCUUCUUACGGUUGAUCAAAGAAGAUGGCAUGAUCUGAAAGCAAGAUUGAAAAUGGCUCAACCACUUCACGUCCCUCCGAAGCCUUCUGAAUCCGCACGUCUUCGAACGAAACUAUAUGAUUUGACAAUGAGUAGAUGGUUCAAUCAGGCAUUUGCUCUUCUCGUUGUUCUCAAUUCGUUCACUUUAGUAAUACCAUGGAAUGUAGAAGAAGAGGAGCAAAGAGCCACAUAUGUGUUCACUGUAACAGCUCUCGCUGCUUGUAUGAAUAUGUUGUUCGUAGUUGAAAUCAUUCUGAAAGUCAUUGCAUACACUUUCUCCGGAUUCUGGCAAUCAAGAAGAAAUCGAGUGGACUUAUUGAUCACUGUUUUCGGAGUCAUCUGGAUUUUUCUUCAUUUUUUUGUGGCGCUUCCUUCUUCGAAAAUUGAUGUUGACGUACAAGUUGAACUGAAGAAAUUUACAUACACCUUCGGAUAUCUUGUUGUCAUUUUGAGAUUCUUCACGAUUGCAAGCCGCAACUCCACUCUGAAAAUGCUGAUGUUAACAGUCGUAAUGUCAAUGUUUCGGUCGUUUUUCAUCAUCACUGCUCUCUUUCUUUUGGUUCUUUUCUAUGCAUACACUGGAGUUAUUCUAUUUCCGAUGGUCAAAUAUGGAAUGGCUGUUAGCAAACACGUCAACUUUCGAACAGCUUCCGAAGCAUUGGUUGUGUUGUUUCGAUGUUUGACCGGAGAGGAUUGGAAUGAUAUUAUGCAUGAUUGUAUGAGAAGUGCGCCAUUCUGUUAUUGGAUCGAAGGAAUGAACUAUUGGGAGACGGAUUGUGGCAACUUUUAUGGAGCUAUCAUCUAUUUUUGCUCUUUCUAUCUCAUCAUCACUUACAUCGUUCGAAAUCUUCUUGUCGCUAUCAUCAUGGAGAACUUCUCGUUGUUCUACUCAUCUGAAGAAGAUGCUCUUCUCAGUUACGCUGAUAUUCGAAACUUUCAAUACGUGUGGAAUAUGGUGGAUCAAGAACAGAAACGAACGAUUCCGGUGGAAAGAGUCAAAUUUCUUUUAAGAUUAUUGAAAGGAAGAUUGGAAGUGAAUCCGGAAACUGAUCGAAUUCUUUUCAAGCAUAUGUGUUAUGAAAUGGAAAGAUUGCAUAAUGGAGAAGAAGUUUCGUUUCAUGACGUUUUAUAUAUGCUCUCCUACCGUUCCGUUGACAUCCGUAAAUCCCUUCAACUCGAAGAACUGUUACAAAGGGAAGAACUCGAAUUCAUAAUUGAAGAAGAAGUUGCAAAACAAACUAUCCGAACAUGGCUCGAAGGAUGCCUUCGAAAAAUGAGAAACCCGAGUCAAAAAGAUUCAGAAGGCGUGAUUCCAUCUGGAGGACAUCCAGUCGUUCAUUCAUCUGGACACUCAUCGAUAUCUCAUGAAGAAACUAUUGCUCAACGACUUCGAUUUGAAAGCAAUCGAGGAGAUAGUGUGGAUACAGAAGAGACGGAGAGUAGUGAAGAAGACACGCCUCCUCCGAUUCGGAAGAAGGCAGCAGUGAAGAAUCGGAGAGGAAGUAUUCCAGACGUUCUCUCGAGAACCGGUCUAUUCCAAGAGGCUGCUCGAAAGUUCAUGGUUGGAAGUUCAAGUGAAAAAAAGCAAGUCAAAUCGCGAUCGCCUGAAACCGUCCAGUUGCUUCCGAAACGAGCUAGUUCCGAGAUCCGAAAGGGUUCCGGACAGCCGAAGAAUUUUCAUCUUCAACUAAACGUCUAUGACCUUCCUGACGUAGAGGAACGGGGCGAAGAUUCUCCGUUUUCACCCAAAAACUUAUCUGAUGAAUUCAUGGGAGAACACUCACCAUUGGUGAUAACUCCUUCAUUACCGGUACCAUCGACACAGGGAAGUCCGAGACCUCUGAUGCCGAGUGAAACUACAAAAGAUAUUGAUAAAUGGUGGAAUUCUCUGGUCGAUUAG